AUGCAUGAAGUGGAAGCAAGCGAUACAGAGAGGGGAAUGAAGCGACCGCUGAAUGAGGAAGAUCAAUCCGAAGAGGAGGUUAAUACUAGUAAAAAGCAAAGGGCUACUGAUAAUAAACCCCCAUGGCAAUUGACAUACAAACCUAUCAAACUGGAUAAAGAAGAAGAUGAUAAGCUGAUACAAGAUAUGCUUAACCACCCACUGCUUGGAUAUUUUUACUACAAAAACAUAUGUCAACAAUUUAGUAAACUAAUACGGCUAUUUUUCUCACAUAGUGGUCUUCGACUAAAAGAAAGCUUUGUUCGAUAUGUGAAAUUUAUUGAUUGGCAUGAAUUUGCAGAAACAAACUUACUUAUUAGGCCCGAGAGAAAUGAAUGGUCAACAGUUGCGGGGUCAUUAGAUUUCCCCAAAAUUAUAAAAAAGACCAUCAAGUAUAGACAUGUACUAGUUGAUCUCCUUAACAUUCUAUACAAAGGGUAUAAGGAAGGACUAAAAGCUUCAGAGGACUUAUUGUUAAAGAGAUUAGUAAUGUUUCAAGACAGGUUGACAAAACAAAACAAGUAUAAAAGUAACGCAUAUUACAAAUUAUUGUGCAAAGAAUUCACAGAGUACUUUGAUAUGAACACAGGAUUUGGUAAUAGCUUAAAUUUACAAACCAAACGUGAAAGCAUUUAUAUACGAGGUGCUGAAUUAACUAACGAGGAGAAUCGAAGUUCAUUGCAAUGGACACCAGAAGAGAAAGAUAUUUUUUAUGAAGCGCUUGGGAGAUACGGAAUUCACAGAGUUGAGGAAAUAGCCAAACUGCUUCCGAAAAAAUCAUCUGUUGAUGUCAUGAACCUAUAUAAUAUACUUUCUAGAGAAUUGAAAAGGUGUAAAUCGGAUGAAAAAUUGAAUAAGAAGUUGUUAAAGCAAGAAGAUUUCCCUAUUGCUUACGAAAUGAGUGAUGAUUAUAUUCAGUAUGAAGAAAAUUUAGCAUCCACAUUUGAGAGUUUAGAAAAUAGUCAGUUCAAUAACAAUUUAGGAGUUUAUCGAGGAAAAUUGAUUAAGUAUUUUAGAGAUAGAUAUAGUAGUCUGUUCAUCAAAAAAGACUUUGAGUCCAUGAUGAAAAUUAUCAAUGGAUUAAAUAACGAUGAAAUAAUAGCAAGGUCAAUAAAUCAAUUGGCAUAUGCUGAGCUUUACAACUUAGUAGUAGACUAUUUGACUGAGUUAAUGCGUCGACUAUAUGUUAAAAAAUUGAAUGAAUUGAGUGUUUCGCAAACUUAUGAAUGGUAUUCAUUUAUCAGAACAGUCAGGAAACCUAAAGAUCCGAAGUCUAUGGUUAAUAUAAUCGAUCCGAAAAACAUAAAUAGAGAAGUGAAAGAGGAUAUUGAUUACUUUAAUAGCUCAAAUUGUGAAACGGAUGACUCUUCUGAUGAAGACAAUAACUUUUUUCCUAUUUUAAGGGGAAGGAAAAAAGAUAUACAUCGAAUGACAGACAAAGACAUCACUAUCAAGGACAAAAACGAUAUUUACAAAAUAGCGAUAACCAAGGAUGAUGUGUAUGAGUUAACAAAUGAAAUGUUGAGAGAAUACAACUGUUCUGAUGAGUUGUUAAAGAAGAUUGAGGGGAGAAUUCCACUUGUCCAAGAUACCGAGAGAAAGCCCAAGAAACGUAAUACAGUUGCUGAAACUAUUAGUGAAUCUAUUGCGGGUGAAGAUAUGGUUGAAGAUGUAGAGAUGAAUGAAGAUACUGAUAUGGAAAGCUCAUCAGAUGAGAUUGAUAGCUCAGAUAUUGAUGGAUCUGAUAGUGACGAAAGUGAUCACGAUGAUAAUGAAGCGUUGGAUAUUGAAACGAUAUUGAAGAACACAGAAAAAAUUGAAGACAUCCAACCAGAAGGAGAGUUUGAAAAUUUCAGUGAGAUAAAGUCUGAUGACGAGCAUUUGGAUUUUAAUGGAGGUGAAGACGUAGUCGAGGAUGAUGGAUUUAAUUGGUAUGAUGAUGAAUUCAUUGUCCCUGACGAUAGCGAUGAAGAUAACACUGUGGGAUUAGAUUUAACCACAAGAGGUCACGAAUACUUGCAGAGGCAGUUUGAAGUGGAGACAAGUCGGUGUGACUCCAAAGAUAUCAAAGAUAGCAUACUACACGAAAAUCUCUUACUCACACACUUAACAACAGAGAAAGAUGAUAACUACAAUGAUGAUGAAUACGUGGAUUUGCUAUCUACUAUACAUUACGGUGAUUCUGAUUUUGGGGAGGAUCCAUGGAAGACUGAAAAAGGUGGAUUCACAUUAGACACAAGGAUAAUUGAGAAAAAUAUCAAGCCAAUGAAAGAACAACUUAAUCAGGUGCUGAAUAAGUAA
Pichia kudriavzevii is the source of this 2340-nucleotide messenger RNA. RefSeq lists its product as uncharacterized. Gene Ontology annotation, cellular component: RNA polymerase I upstream activating factor complex. Bases 1 to 2340 code for a protein of 779 amino acids. Gene Ontology annotation, biological process: transcription initiation at RNA polymerase I promoter; nucleolar large rRNA transcription by RNA polymerase I. The transcript has a single exon. Lineage: Eukaryota; Fungi; Ascomycota; Pichiomycetes; Pichiales; Pichiaceae. The record is from RefSeq and is a predicted model, not a curated record. Gene Ontology annotation, molecular function: RNA polymerase I general transcription initiation factor activity; rDNA binding.